AUGACAACAGUCGACUCGGGGCGGCAGCGCAACCCCGGGGUGCUGCAGGAUGACGGCGAGAACAAGCUAGGCCAGUACUGGUCGCAGCUCAAAUACAAGGCGCUUGGCCUCGUGUCCAGUGAGCCGCCGCCUGACACGGCGCUCCUGACGGAGAUGCCUCCGGAGCAGGGAUACAUGGAGGGGCUCUCUGAGAUGACGGACCUCACCUACACGCAGCGCAUCACCGGGUUCUUCAUGAUGAUGGGUAUGGGCAUUCUCUUUAUCCUCCUGAGCAUGGUAAUGUGGAUGUGGCCAAAGAAGUUCAGCUUCUUCAUGACAUGUGGGAACAUCUUCUGUCUGUGCUCCAUCAUGUUCCUCGCCGGGUGCGCGCAACAACUCCGCACGAUGUUCGAGGCAAAUAGGUUCGAGGCGGCGUGUCUGUAUGUUAUCUCCGUGUUCAUGACGCUGCUGAGCGCACUGUGGCUCCAGUCUAGACUACUGUGUAUUCUGUUCGCGGUGGCGCAGCUCGCGUCCAUCUUGUGGUAUGCACUGAGCUUCAUCCCCUAUGCCCGUCAGACCCUGAAGGUUGCACUCUCGUACGCUUCACUGAUACUCGGCCCGGUGGUGAAUGUCAUCGCAAAGGGGGUCAGCAGCUGCCUCGGUGCCAUUCUCGGCUGA
Leishmania braziliensis MHOM/BR/75/M2904 is the source of this 657-nucleotide messenger RNA. RefSeq lists its product as hypothetical. Lineage: Eukaryota; Euglenozoa; Kinetoplastea; Trypanosomatida; Trypanosomatidae. Gene Ontology annotation, cellular component: membrane. The record is from RefSeq and is a predicted model, not a curated record. The coding region runs from base 1 to 657 and encodes 218 amino acids. Gene Ontology annotation, biological process: vesicle-mediated transport. The transcript has a single exon.